Molecule: messenger RNA, 714 nt
Organism: Prunus armeniaca (apricot)
Lineage: Eukaryota; Viridiplantae; Streptophyta; Magnoliopsida; Rosales; Rosaceae
Source: the annotation of a GenBank genome assembly
AUGGAUGAGUCUAAUAUACAAAGGAAAUCACUGCCCGUGGAAAAUAGCUGCUCAUUGAUAACCAAAUUGAAUAAUUCUGUUUGUACUAAUACCAGUUCUUAUGAAGAAAUUUCCCCUGAAAACUGCUCAGUAGAUCAUGAAGCAGAUUUGAAGCACUCCAGAGAGGUAGUUGCUUACUUCAUUCAUCGGGACAGUUUGAUGCAUGAAGAAGAACAACUUCAUGAUGAGGAAAAGACUGGCAGUGACGCCUUACAACAGGCUGGAGAAGUACUUGGCCAGAGUGCUCAAAGUGCAAUGGAUGUUGAAGUUCUUUGCAUGGAUCAUUUAAGAAAAAGUAGUGAUACUAGAGACUCCUCUUCUGAAGCUGCAACUCUAUGUAAACCAGGAAAAACCCAUGCAUUGAUAAGAGAUGAAGCUCAAGUUUUAUCAAGUGCUGAUCCUAAAGCAACAGAAACCCCUCAUUUAGGUGAUCACUUCCUUAUUUGUACUUGUCUGUUAUCCCCACUGAAGUAUGGCCAGCCAAUGGUUGUACAGGUGAAAGGGGAACUGGGAGGUCUGCAAAGAAACCUGAUAAAGGAAGGACUGCAAAAGAGGAGGCAUCCAAACGUGAGAAGGUCCGAGAAAUACAGAAAAAUCUACCCUCCAUGCUUUAAUCACCUGAGGAAAUGGCUACUGCCAAUAUUUGAAGAGUAUGGUCGCGGCUGUAUUAUUUAA